CACACUCUCCGCGCGUUGCGCACACACUCACGACCCCCUAGUGCAGACCCCACCCUCCCCGCUCCACGCGCCCCGCGCGGCCGCGGGAGCCGCCUCCCUUUUCCUUGCUCACGGCUUACGAGGAGCGCGGGAGUUGCUCCAAUACGCGCCCGCCCCCGCCGCUGCCGCCGUGGGCUGGACGGCGAGGCAUGAAGAGCCUCCACGGCCGGGGAGCUGAGGCGGGUCCGGGCCCUGCGCGCCUCCAGGGAGGCUGCCCCAUGCGGCCUCCGUCCCCCGCGGCCCCUCGCUGGGAUGGAGGCGCCGAACUGCUGCCGGCAGCCGCUCCUGGUCUUACUGCUGUGGGUUAACGGUCUAACGAUGCUUGGAUUUGCAGGUGCACAUGAACAGACUAAUCUCUGCAAUGAAUUUCUCAUGUUAGAAAAGUUGCCUGCUUGUGGAAAAUCCUUUGAAGAUAUGAUGAAGAAAGUGGACUCUGAAAAAUGGUGCAACCUGACAGAAUUUAUCAUCAAAUACCUGUUUGUACAUGGAAAGCCCACAGCCACCUGUUGUGACAUUUCAACUGGUAUUAUGACAACUUUACGCAGUGCACAGAACGUGAAGCCAACAAUGCGAGUUGCUUUUGGCCAAAUCGUCUCACAGAGGGCUUUAUCACUGCAAUUCAUGAACAAUUCUUUUCCAACUGUACUUCAGAAAAAGUUCACUGGGAAGAUCCACCAGAUGAAAUUCUCUUAA
Molecule: messenger RNA, 732 nt
Organism: Apus apus (common swift)
Lineage: Eukaryota; Metazoa; Chordata; Aves; Apodiformes; Apodidae
Product: receptor activity-modifying protein 3-like
Exons: 5
Coding region: 292-732 (146 amino acids)
Source: RefSeq, a predicted model, not a curated record